Messenger RNA from Lolium rigidum, 768 nucleotides. RefSeq names its product 60S ribosomal protein L6, mitochondrial-like. The transcript has 4 exons. Gene Ontology annotation, molecular function: structural constituent of ribosome; rRNA binding. Gene Ontology annotation, cellular component: ribosome. The coding region runs from base 164 to 616 and encodes 150 amino acids. The record is from RefSeq and is a predicted model, not a curated record. Gene Ontology annotation, biological process: translation. NCBI's taxonomy places the organism in Eukaryota, Viridiplantae, Streptophyta, Magnoliopsida, Poales, Poaceae.
GGCGGCACCACCGUUGAUCCCAGACUCCGACGCCGACUCAUAGGAAUCUGUGCGCCCGUGCGCCGAACAGGCUCCGAGCCUUCUUCCAACGCAGCACUCUACUGUCAAGGUAACUAGGCACCAAAUAUUUUGCUGCUGGGCGAACCUUUGUCCCAGCCUGCAGAUGGAGUCAAAGUUUUUCCGGUUUCUAAAGCUUGUCGGAGUUGGCUUCAAGGCAAGGACAGAGUGCCAAGGCCGCGAGCUGUUCCUGAAACUGGGCUACAGCCAUGAGGUGCAGUUCACUGCCCCACCCUCUGUCCGCGUCUUCUGCUUCAAACCCAACAUCGUCUGCUGCACCGGCAUAGACAAGGACAGGGUGCACCACUUCGCGGGCGCAGUCCGGAGCUGCAAACCUCCGGAGGUGUACAAGGGGAAGGGGGUAUUGUACAUGGACGAAGUUGUGAAGCUGAAGCAAGGGAAGAAGCAGAAGAACGGUGCGAUGUUGAUGUUGUUUUCUCGUGCCAAGGCGAUUCAUAGUUUCCUCCAACGCAACACUUUGGAAUGCUUAUAUUCAACAGGUCCACCAAACGAAGCACCAGAUUCAGUUCUGUCAGACUUGAGCUAUGCUAUCUUCUGACUUAGUGGGUUAAGAAUACACGUAGGAAGCGUUUUGAAGGCGGCCAUUUGUUUACAUAGCGGAGGGGUGCGUUCGGCUGCCGGGAGCUGGAGCUCUACCAAAUUGUGAAGCUACCUCUGCUGCUGUAGAAUGUCUAGAUGUCUGUCUGACAA